Messenger RNA from Uncinocarpus reesii 1704, 579 nucleotides. RefSeq lists its product as uncharacterized. Gene Ontology annotation, cellular component: membrane. The coding region runs from base 1 to 579 and encodes 192 amino acids. The record is from RefSeq and is a predicted model, not a curated record. Gene Ontology annotation, biological process: mitochondrial respiratory chain complex I assembly. Lineage: Eukaryota; Fungi; Ascomycota; Eurotiomycetes; Onygenales; Onygenaceae. The transcript has 3 exons.
AUGAGCCCAGUAAACAGUCUGUGGUUCAAGUGGAAGAGCUUGAAGCUCCCCUGGCGGCGAUUUUUCUUGAUCGGCCAGGACCUGGCUGGGAAUACCUUCUGGGAGUUCAGGGACUCCAACACUGCCGGGCGUCUCCGGCGCAUCGUGAAAUACAACCCAAAGACACACUAUGCCGAUGUCAAGGUGUCGCCGCAAUGGCACCAAUGGCUGCGAUACGUUCGACCGGAACCGCCUUCGAUAAUAGAGCAGCAGCAGGAACUUGUGCGGCAAGAGCAGAUCAAGCACCUCGCCAGACUUGCGGAUGAGCGAUGGGCCAACAAACGCUCGUAUCUUGACAAGCCCCAAGAGCAGCAACCGGGACCUGCAAUAGAUUCGCAAACGCCUGCAUAUCAUACUGGCCCAAAACCAACCGCUGAGCAAGCCGGUGUCCGUUCUGCAAUUGGCAGCGAAUCGGAGCUUGGAGAGCAAGGGAAGACGAAGAAAAAGCGGACAAAGAUUAGCCCUUGGGAGAAAAGUGCUGGGGCACCUGGUGAAAAAUGGCAGCCAGAAGCAUGGACCCCUUCUGCGACUAAGAGAUAA